AUGAAUUUCCCGUCGGUUCUCGGCGGCAACGUCACCGCGAUUCCCUACCAAAACUUUAACGAUUCGUACGUGAACGACGUCAACAGCUACGUGACCGGAGUGAUCAGUCUUCUCUCCAACUGCCUCCUCAUCUAUGCCACGUCACAAGUGAAGAGCUACACGAAUUCGGUCCGAUGGUCACAGUACUCGAUCUCCGUCCUCCGCAUCGUUUUCUCGCUGAGCAUCGUGCUCACUUGUCCGGUAACAUUCGCCAUUCGAAUGAGUCAUUGCAGUGAAACCGAAUUGUAGAGUAUAGAAUAUGUGGCUGAAACCGAGUCGUUGUACAUCAUCAAGAACGGCAUCGAUCUUCCGUUGGCGCUCGGAGAAUCGCUUCUCGCCGUGUUCAUCGUCGCCAUUGUGAUGUCGUGCAACGGUCCCGCUGUGCAGUACCUUCAAGUCACUCUUCUGUUGUCUGCGUGAGUAUGUAAAACGCUCUAAUUGCAGAAACCUAACAAUUAUACAGCCGAUCUCCUAAUAAUAUGUAGUUUGAACUUGGUGUACUUGGGGAAACUGCGAAACAGACUUUUUUCGGGAGCUUAUUGAAAUCUUCUAAAGUUGUGUUGUGACGGAGCAGAGUUCGGAGUCGUUUAUUAAUUAUUGAUUGAACGCCUACUAUUGUGCUCCAGAAACCGUAAUGCUCAAUCUCAGUUCCGCCAAAAGCCAAAGCAACUCGAUCAUCAUCUCCCUAAUUCCCCUGCUCGUCGCUAUUCCUACAGUAAUCCUCGUCUAUUUCGGCUACAUUCCCCUUUUCUACGACGUCCAAGUCGCCGAUUAUCUACUCGAAAGGAUGGGUGCUCAGGGCUCCACGUCCAUCCUCGUUAUCACUGUUCACUUGGUGAUCCGGCGCGUUCACUGUCCAAACGAAUGCGAUAGUUUCAGGCACAAGUGAACGAACUCACAGGGCACUAUGACUUUGACAUGAUGUCACAAGUGUGCACAUUCUUCAUUCUCAUCGUCAUGUUCUUGUCGCUUCUCGUCAUUAUCGUUUGUUAUCUGAGCAUUCGGAGUCAGAUGAAGUACCAAAGUGGAAUGGGAACCGGCUCGACAGCCACGCAUUCCACGCAGGAGCAGUUGCACAUGGUGCUCUUGAUACAGGUAAUGGGAGUCUAAAGAAGAAUUGUAAACUGAUCGAGAUAUCUUUUUAUGGAAACGUAUUGAAACAGUAAAGUUUUUCAUUGCCGUUUUCCUGGAAAAAAAAAUCUCAUUGACGGCCUGAUUCGCUAAAUAAAGUACUUUUCACCACCAUCGUUGAACAUUUGCGUUCCAAUUAUGAGGCUAUUCAGGGGAAGAAAAAAUGAUUGUUUUCCGUUUUUUUUCCCUAUUCAGCGAUGUCAAAAAAUGGAAAAAAAAAACGGAAUGAAAUGCAUCGCUCGCAGCGAUUUUCCGGACGCGAUGCAUGCGGCUACUGUCAGAGACGUUUUAUGAGUGGAUUUACGAAAAAUGUUCUAAUUUUUCUGCAAAAUUGCCACGUUUUCCAGCUAUUUUGAACCAAUUUUCACCGAAAAGCUCAAUGUUUUGAACGAUAUGACGAGGCACUCGAAACUAUCCAAAAAAAAAACAAAGAAUUCAAGCGAAAUCGGUCAGAAAUAGCGGUAAACGUGGCAAUUUCGCAUCAGUUACCAUAACAGAUAAAUAAGAACUGAAAUUCCGUUGACAAUCGGUUGAAAAUAGCGGGAAAACGUGGCAAUUUCGCUGAAAAAUUAGAAAAAAAAAUUCCCCUUCUCGUAAAUCCACUCAUAAAACGUCUCUGACAGUAGCCGCAUGCAUCGUGUCCGGAAAAUCGCUGCGAGACCCGCCGGUAAAAAACGCCGCGAGCGAUGCAUUUCUUUCCGUUUUUUUUUCCAUUUUUUGACAUCUCUGAAUAGGGGAAAAAAAAACGGAAAACAAUCAUUUUUUCAUCCCCUGAACAGCCCCAUUAUAUUGUUGCUCGUUGCAGUUCGUGUUCCCAUUCAUCACCAUCCACAUCCCGUUCUACAUCACAUUCAUCCUUCCGUUCUUCAACAAUGAAAUCGAAUUUCUCACCGAUCACAUGCUCUACCUCUUCUCGUGGUGUCCUGCAAUCAGUCCGAUUCUUGUCAUUCUCAUGGUCCAGGUAGUCGAAAUUAUUCUCUGUUUUUAAAAAAAUCCGCCUUCAGAACAUUCGAGAAGUGGUAAUUCCCGAGAAAAUAGUGAUUCGUCGAUUUGGAAUGUACGAUAGGAGCAGUUCGCGCGUGUUCACAACGAGAUCAUAA
Molecule: messenger RNA, 2270 nt
Organism: Caenorhabditis sp. 36 PRJEB53466
Lineage: Eukaryota; Metazoa; Nematoda; Chromadorea; Rhabditida; Rhabditidae
Source: the annotation of a GenBank genome assembly